AUGGAAAAAUAUCCGGCAUAUAAGAAAGGGGUGGUGGAUUGUACCAUACCCCCGGACCUGAGCCAUGUGGCAGGCAAGAGCAUUGUUAUUACAGGAGGUGCUAGUGGUAUGGGCGAGCAGGCUACUAGGGCGUUCGCUAGAGCAGGAGCAUUUGUCACCUUCGGCGACGUGAAUGAAGCUGCAGGUAGAAAGAUUGAAGCCCAGCUUGGUCCGAACGCUCAAUUUUUUCCAUGUGAUGUGACCGAUUUUGAGUCCCAGCGAGAGAUGUUCCGUCAAGCAAAGGCCAAUUCGCCCAGCAAAACAGUGGACGUUGCUAUUGCAAAUGCUGGUAUUACUGGUGCUGACCCGAUAUUUUAUGGUGAAGAUAUUGGGGAUGAGCCACAGGCACCAAAUCUCAAUAUCCUCAACGUCAACGUGAACGGGGUCAUCAAUACAUGCAAGCUUGCUCGGUAUUACUUCAAGCAACACGAACUUAUUCCGGGCAGAGACCGGUGCUUCAUUGUCUUGUCUAGCGCCGCGGGCUACGGGGACGUCCCAGGAGGGCCUAUCUAUAUGAUGUCCAAAUUUGCGGCACGCGCUUUGAUGCGAUGUCUUCGCCGCACCACAUUCCUUGACGGAAUCCGUGCAUGUGCUUUGUCUCCUUGGUAUGUUGAAACCAAUCUCAUGAGCCCAAGUGUCUAUCAGCACGCAAAGUCGAAGGGUGUGAAAUUUGCAGACGCCGCCGACGCAGCCGGUGCGAUGUUGAAAAUUGUGUCCGAUGGCUCAAUCAAUGGACGGUGUUUUACAAUCGUCAACCGCGAGGAAGCUCCUUUCGGAUACUACGACAUGGAUGUCGAUGACUAUCCGGAUGGAUCCAGGGCCGAUGAUCAGCAGAAUAUUCUGCUAGCAACUUCCCAACGGAUUCAGGUACCACCUGCCAAUCAAUAG
This is a messenger RNA of Penicillium crustosum, 927 nucleotides long. RefSeq lists its product as uncharacterized. NCBI's taxonomy places the organism in Eukaryota, Fungi, Ascomycota, Eurotiomycetes, Eurotiales, Aspergillaceae. The coding region runs from base 1 to 927 and encodes 308 amino acids. The transcript has 7 exons. The record is from RefSeq and is a predicted model, not a curated record.